Molecule: messenger RNA, 711 nt
Organism: Helicoverpa zea (corn earworm)
Lineage: Eukaryota; Metazoa; Arthropoda; Insecta; Lepidoptera; Noctuidae
Product: serine protease snake-like
Exons: 6
Coding region: 1-711 (236 amino acids)
Biological process (GO): proteolysis
Molecular function (GO): serine-type endopeptidase activity
Source: RefSeq, a predicted model, not a curated record
AUGAUAACGAUGGCACUCUUAGGGUACGGAGAGACUCCAGAAACUGCCGAGUGGAUGUGUGGUGGUUCAAUUAUCAGCGAAAGGUAUAUUUUAACAGCGGCACAUUGCAUAUCAAGUCCUACCGUUGGUAAAAUAACGUUUGCAGCAUUAGGCAUACUGAAACGAACUGAUGAUUUUCAUAUGUGGCAAAUAUAUGAUAUCAUUAAAAUCAUACCGUAUCCUCAGUAUAACCCACCAUCAAAAUACCACGACAUAGCCUUACUGCAAACUGGGAGAAGGAUAAGAUUUAAUAAAGAAGUAGCGGCCGCCUGUCUAAAUAGGAAUAACGACAUGCCUCAACGCGCCAUAGUUACCGGAUGGGGAUCCCUGGGCCACAAUAGGCAUAUAGCAGACAAUUUACAAGUCGUGCAAGUUGACCACUUCCCCGAUGCACAAUGUUCGAGAGACUAUCCGGUGCACAGACUACUGAAGCGGGGCUAUGAUAGAAACACUCAGGCUUGCUACGGAGAUAGACGGAAGGUCGCUGAUACUUGUGAGGGUGACAGCGGGGGACCUCUUCAGACAGGAGUCUAUAAUGACCACUGCAAGUUCUUGAUAGCUGGUAUCACGUCUUACGGAAAAGCUUGUGGUUUCGCCGGCAACGCUGGCAUUUAUACCAGGGUCUCUCACUAUAUGCCUUGGAUUGAGAGCAUCACUGGCAGGCUGCUUUGA